AUCAAUAUGUGCCAUUGCCAGGAGGCUUGCUGUGUCUCCCAGCACAGUCUCAAGAGCAUGGAGAUUUCAGGAGACAGGCAGUUACUCUAGGAGACCUGGAAAGGAGCGUAGAAGGUCCUUAACCCAUCAGCAGGACCGUAUCUGAUCAUCUGUGCAAAGAGGAACAGGAUGAGCACUGCCAGAGCUACAGCAUGACCUCCAGCAGGCCACUGGUGUGAAUGUCUCUGAGCAAACAAUUAAACUGAUUCAUGAGGCUGGCCUGAGGGCCCAACGUCCUCCAUGGAGCCGACUGGUAUUUGCCUUAGAAUACCAGAAUUGGCAGGUCCAUCACUGACCCCUGUGCUUUUCACAGAGGAGAGCAGGUUCACCCUGAGUGUGAGAAAGAUGUGAAAGGGUCUGGAGAAGCUGUGGAGAACGCUAUUCUGCCUGUAGUUCAGCAUGACUGGUUUGGUGGUGGGUCAAGGAGGUCUGGGGAGGCAUAUCCAUGGAGGGGCACACAGACCUCUUCAGGCUAGAUAGCAGCACCCUGACAGCCGUUAGUUAUCAGGAUAAAGUCCUUGGAUUGUCAGACCCUAUGUUGGUGCAGUGUUCCUGUGGGUUCCUCGUGGUGUUUGACAAUGUGUUGAGAAAAUGCAGACAGUUCCUCCUCCAGAUCCCUCCAGAGAAGAUCCCACAGCACACCAUCCAUCGUCUGAUUAAGAGCAUGUCCAGACAUGAAUACAAGCACGUGGGAUUAGAAGCCAAAACUGUGCCCACAGAGUCUUUCUCCUCUCUCCUGCCAAAGGCUAUCUCUGCUGUGCUGCACCCAGCUCCGCCCGCAGGCAUCAACUCACACUCACAGCCCAGCAGAAAUCCAGAAGGGCACGCCUCGCCAAACCUGGAACAACUGCAGACAGAGCUGAGAGACCUGAAGGGCCAGUUUGAACAGAUGAAGACUCAGCACAACAAAGAAAUCAAACUGCUGAUGAAUGAGCUGGAUGAGGAGAAAAGGAUUCGCUUAACGUUACAGAUGGAAAUUCAGCGAAUGAAGAAGCACAUGUCUAAAUGAGCAAAGAAGACUAUUCUUUCAUCAGAUUUCUGAUUUACCGUUUCUUUUUGGACUGCUGAGUGGGCUGACCCAGAGGGCUUAAUAUUUUUACUGAGUCACUGGUGGAAGUGCAAAGAUGGAAGCAGACAUGAAGACGGAGGCUGUAGCAAACUGUCCUUUCCCUCUGGAGACGACCGGCGCAGUUGCACAUCAAACAUCUUGUUUUUUUUUUCUCGUCACGUCACCAAAGGCAUUCAUAAACGUUCAUGUCGGGGAACUGUAAUCUCACAUGUUUUGAGUUUUCCAUGAGAUUUCACUUAUCACCGUCCAUUAAGACAAUGAUUGGUGGUAAUAUGUACUACGGCAUAAUUGAACUGGUUUUUUUUAUCCAUUGUAACAGUGACUCCAAGAGAGAGGAUGAGAAAUGACAAGCAGCAGUUCAUUUACAGAGACUAAAGGGUUUGUUUAUAAUAAUGUAAUAUGGAUGAGCACACAGAUUUUAGGCUUGUAAAAAGAAAAAAGAAAAAAAAAUCGCACUUGUUUUCUUUCUGAUUGCACAAAGAAUGUAAAUUUACUGGGUGCUGAUGUGCACUGUGUGUUUAUUAAAAAUAAAUAUAGUUACUGCUGAUA
Messenger RNA from Oreochromis aureus, 1657 nucleotides. RefSeq names its product SH3 domain-containing kinase-binding protein 1. NCBI's taxonomy places the organism in Eukaryota, Metazoa, Chordata, Actinopteri, Cichliformes, Cichlidae. The coding region runs from base 485 to 1048 and encodes 187 amino acids. The transcript is spliced from 4 exons. The record is from RefSeq and is a predicted model, not a curated record.